AUGCACAAGUCGACCGCUCUCCUCCUGACCCUCCUCAUCGGCGCCGCCACCGGCAACUACUGCAACUCCGGCAGCUCAUUCCCGAAGGAUUGCGAGGAUCGCCAAAAGAAUCGUGGAUGUUUGUUGUCGGGCGGUGACACUUCAGGCGAAGUCACCACCACCACACAGAUCAGUGUGACCAGCUCCACUUAUGGUCAAUGCACCUGCAGUUGCGAGAGUUCCGGCAGCGACGAGGACUUGAGCUCCGGAAUUGAAAGUCACUCAUCCUCUCAAGAGUCGGGCUCAGGUGCUAUUGGGUACGAUGACUACUGCCUGUUGUUCCAAUACUUCUACAACAUCAGCAUCGAGAUCACCGACGUCACGAUUCGUGAGGCUUGGAUUGAGUUCAUUGAGGAACUUCAGGUCACCAUCAUCUAUGAUGUCAGCCUGACUUAUGACGAAAAGUUGGUGGCUGUCUGGUCCAAGUUGGAAAUCUUCUUGACCACUUACACCGAGAUUAACGAGCUCGUUCUCUAUACCUACAUCGAGGAAUGGAGUGGAUACGUGUUCGACAUCCAAACUGUUGUCGUGUUCAUCCAAUACGAGUACACCUCCACCAUCGUUGAGUUGGACGCUUCUGGAGACUGUAUCUUGUUCGAUGCUCUUCGCAACUGUACGGCUGUUGAUGCUGAGUUCAGUGCUAGAAUCGAGGUGCUGAUUGAAGAGCUUACUGUAAUUUUGGAAUCGACCAGUUAUGCUUACAGUUAUCAGCUGGUACUGAUCUACCAAAAGUUUGAAGCUUUCUUCGCCGAGUACUCGCAGUACGAAUCUACUGUACUUCAGAUUGAGAUUGAAGGAUACGGAUCAUUCUCUUCUUUCUAUGAAGUCUCGCUUACUGUAAGUUAAUGUACAGUAGUUUUAAGUUGUAACUGUAGUUACAGUAACCUGAGAGUCAAACCUUUUUGUAACAUUGCUUAGUAGUACUAUAGAUAUCAUGUUAGUACUAGUACUAUAGAUAUCAUAUUAGUACUAGUACUAUAGAUAUUAUCUUAGUACUAGUACUAUAGAUAGUAUUUCAGUACUAUAUUACUGUACUAACAGUACUAUAACAUUCAUUACAGUACUGGCAAGUCUACAACUACGAAAUCGCUGUUGGAGGAUCAGCCUCAAGCUGUGAACUCAUCCAAACCUUGACCUCGUGCUACGAGAACGCCUCUUCUGGAUCCACAUCGGAACGUGCUCAGAUCAAGGAACUCGUCGAGAAGCUCACCACCUACUACGAGUCUAACACCGAAGUUGAAGUACGUGUUGAGUACUUUGUGGCCCAGUUCUACGAAUGGUUGAUCAUCCAGGAAUGGUCGGUCGAGAUCAUUUUCAGUUUGGAAAUCGAAGGAUACGGUAGCAUCUACGAACUGGUUGUCGCUUAUGCUUUCGUAAGCUUUUUUUUACUUUGGAAAGUAGGGUAGAGCACGGUAGAACAAACUACAAUAAAGUAAGAUAGGAUAGAGUAGAAUAUAAUGUAAAAUACAGUAGAAUACUUUAGGAUACGGUAGGAUACAAUAAGAUACAAUAGGAUACUGUAGAAUACGGUAUGAUACUGUAGCAUUUAAUAAUAUACGGUAAGAUACGGUACAAUAGGGUACGAUACGGUAUGAUCAGCAUGAUAGGGUAGGGUAGGGUAAGGUACGGUAAAAAUCUUUACUAUAACAAUUGUUUUAGUCCAGCGACUGUGGUGUUGACUUCACCGCCCCAACCACCGUAGCCAGCAGCGUUGAAGUUUCCACCGGCGCUUCAUUCGCUAGCGGCUCAGCUGAAGCAUCGACUGUUGUUGUUGCCUAA
Molecule: messenger RNA, 1818 nt
Organism: Bursaphelenchus okinawaensis
Lineage: Eukaryota; Metazoa; Nematoda; Chromadorea; Rhabditida; Aphelenchoididae
Source: the annotation of a GenBank genome assembly